Molecule: messenger RNA, 594 nt
Organism: Eremothecium sinecaudum
Lineage: Eukaryota; Fungi; Ascomycota; Saccharomycetes; Saccharomycetales; Saccharomycetaceae
Gene: MOG1
Product: Ran GTPase-binding protein MOG1
Exons: 1
Coding region: 1-594 (197 amino acids)
Biological process (GO): protein import into nucleus
Cellular component (GO): nucleus
Molecular function (GO): guanyl-nucleotide exchange factor activity; small GTPase binding
Source: RefSeq, a predicted model, not a curated record
AUGAGUACUAUGUUUCGUAAACAGGAGCUUUACGGUGGUAACAUCACUACAGUGAUUCCUGAAGGAUUUAUAGAUGUUUCUACGUUACGAGAGGUUCCAGAUACGCAGGAGGUCUUCGUUAACAGUCGAAAACCGGCAGAAAGCUUCGAUGACGGGCUCGGGCUGAACGAAAGUAUUAUUAUAGACCUGUUGCAGCGAGUCGACGAGUCGGAUGACCGCAAGGCGCUCGAUAUCCAUCUCUCUGAGGUGUCUAGCUUGAACGGCUCGAACAGCUGGCACGUGAUCAGAUAUAAAUUGAAAGGGAACGUACAGCGGUGUGCUGUAGUGGACUCAGUCCUGAAAUGGGGCAAGAAGGAUUGUCGAGACACUGUGGUUGUUUUUGUCGGUCUGAUAAGGCUUCAACACGUUGAAACUGAUGUUUUAAUCACGGUUAAUUGCCCUGUUGAGGACGAAGAGGAGCGUUUGCAGCUCCAGCGAGCCAUUGAGAACGCUGAUGUCAGCUGCGCGAUCCCCUCGCGCCUGGACGCGUGCUACCGUCUCUUGGACGAAAUGGUUGCCCAAUUUAAUGUAGUUGACGAAAGCCUGUUUGUAUAG